Mus caroli (Ryukyu mouse) is the source of this 4771-nucleotide messenger RNA. RefSeq names its product adenosine deaminase tRNA specific 2 (gene Adat2). The record is from RefSeq and is a predicted model, not a curated record. Gene Ontology annotation, cellular component: nucleus; cytoplasm. Gene Ontology annotation, molecular function: zinc ion binding; tRNA-specific adenosine-34 deaminase activity. NCBI's taxonomy places the organism in Eukaryota, Metazoa, Chordata, Mammalia, Rodentia, Muridae. Gene Ontology annotation, biological process: tRNA wobble adenosine to inosine editing.
GCAAGGGCCCGCGUCCGCCGCGUUCCGCUGUCCUCUCUCCUCAUCCCUCGGCCCAGAGUCUCUGAGCGGCGGAGGUAUGGAGGAGAAGGUGGAGUCCACCACUACUCCAGACGGCCCGUGCGUGGUGUCAGUACAGGAGACGGAAAAGUGGAUGGAGGAGGCGAUGCGAAUGGCCAAAGAAGCUUUGGAAAAUAUUGAAGUUCCUGUUGGCUGCCUUAUGGUCUAUAACAAUGAAGUUGUGGGGAAGGGAAGAAAUGAAGUGAAUCAAACAAAAAACGCUACUCGGCAUGCUGAAAUGGUGGCCAUUGAUCAGGUCCUAGACUGGUGUCAUCAGCAUGGACAGAGCCCUUCUACCGUAUUCGAGCACACCGUGUUGUACGUCACUGUGGAGCCGUGCAUCAUGUGUGCCGCCGCCCUGCGCCUUAUGAAAAUCCCGCUGGUCGUCUACGGCUGUCAGAAUGAACGGUUUGGUGGUUGUGGUUCCGUCCUAAACAUUGCCUCUGCUGACCUACCCAAUACUGGGAGACCGUUUCAGUGCAUCCCUGGGUACCGAGCUGAGGAGGCUGUGGAGCUCCUAAAGACCUUCUACAAACAGGAGAACCCAAAUGCGCCAAAAUCAAAAGUUCGGAAAAAGGAUUGUCAGAAAUCCUGAUUCUGUAAUGAUCAAAGUCUAGUACAUUUUGGAGACCUGGACAGAAUUCCUGACCGAGAGCCGCUGACGUCGCUGGUCACGUUUAUAUGUUAUUACUGUGUGUAAAAAUGGUGUCGCUCGUCAUUUGCUCUGUUAAAGGAACAAAUUAGCCCUUUUAAAAAUGUCUGACAAUGUAAACACCCGUUAGCUCUUCCACCCAGCUGAAAGACUAUUUCCAGGAAGGGGAGGGAUUAAGGUUGAGGUCCCAGAGAUCCGCAAGCAGCGCCCGCCCGCCCUUCCCCCACAGCCUUAGUUAGCUCUGGCUUAAUGAAGCUCUUUGUGGCUGUGAAGAGGGCCAAGUGGUGAAAUGCUUGCCAUGCAACCAUGAGGAUUGGGUCCCCAUCAGUGCCAGGUGGGUGGUUUGGUGGCCUGCCUGUGAUUCCAGUGCUUGGAAAACAGAGAUGGGCUUCUGAGAUUCCAAAGCAAGCUCUGGGGUCAAAUGAGAGAUAGUGACUCGAUAAUUCAUGUGAAGAGAGAUCUAGGAGGAACCCUGGUGUCAACCUUAGGCGUCACAUGUUCAUAUGUUAACCCAGAUGCAGGCACAUCACACGUGACACCGUGACACACCUACACAUGCCAAAAAAAAAAAAAGGGACAAAUCUUUGGAAGAUUGAUCAAGAUCAAAACAGGAAGUAGAAGAAAGAGAGAAAGCUUUGACAUUUUACUGAGUGCACUCAAACCGGGUCCUGCACGGGACUCCACACUCGGGCUUGUCCUGACUUGUAUUGACUUUGUAUAUGCAUGACCAGGCAUGUCCAGGGUUCAUGUGGGUGUGGAGGCAGAGGUGACUCAGGUGCUGAUCCUUAGAUGCAGGGCCACCACUCCUUCCUGCUUUUUUUUUUUUUUUUUUUUUGAAAGAGAAGAUUUCUUGAAAUUUACCAUUCAGCUAGGUAGGCUGGCCAGGAAUGCCCAGGCUCCACCUGUGGCCUCUAGUACAGGAAUUACAGGCAUGCACCACCACGCUCCCUCCUUCCCUCCCUCCCUCUUCUCUUUUAAAUGUGAAUUUUGGAGAUUGAACUCAGGUCCUCCUGCACUUGACUGACCGAGGUAGCUCCCCAACCUUAGAACAAUUUUAAAGAGUAUCCAGAUAAAACAGAUGCUUAUAAAGCAAGUGUUUGAGUCAUUUUUAGAAAUAUCAUAGCAUAUUGCUACAAUAAAGUUUUAUUCAUGCCCUCUUUCAAGAGGAAUAGACUUUAAAUAGUGAGUGCUGGACACAUGGCUCAGGAGUUAAAAAUAGGUACUGCUUUUCCAGAGGAUACAAGUUCGGUUCCCAGCAUCACCUCUGGGCAGUUUACAACCUCUAAUUCUAGUUUCAGGGGAACCAGUACCCUCUUCUGGUCUCUGUGGGUACCGACACUUACAUGUGCACACAAUUCUACAGACACACACACACAUAACAUUUCUAAAGGAGAAAAUUGAAAGUGGAGUAGUUCCUUACAAUGGAGCAGCUACUACUUUAAUGUCCAUUUCUUCCCUUACUUUCAAAACAAAGACCUUAUAUUCUUCAGAGCAAGAAAUGAAAAUAGUCCGUUAUAUAACUUGCUGGAGGAUGACACUUACUGCUGGACAUAAUGGUGCACACUGCAGCCCCACUACUGGGGAAGUCGAGGCAAACGAAUCAUGAACUCAAGGCCUGAGCUAUGUAGGGACCACCAGCCCUCCCCCUCCCCCGCCAACGCCCCAGUUAGAACCAGUUGCUGUUCGGAAUAAGAAUGCAGAAAUGAUGGUUACAAGAUUGAAUAAAACGAUCCAUUGAAUCCGAAAUAACAAAGCUAUUACUCUUUUCAAAUGCGGAUGAUGAAGCUUAAAUUGAGUAUCUAAAAAUUUGACCUCUUAACAAAAUCUCUGAUAAGGGUCACUGGAGCAAGGUGCGGCUUUUCCGCGCCGUCCUGGGCGCAGUGUGCGUCUCUGCCCAGAAGGGGGCCUCGCUGUUCCACCACAAGGCCAGUGCCAGCGCAGCCUCAGUUUCUUCAGCGCGUUCAAGUCCUUGAUGCAAAGCGGCUGUGUUUGUUGACUCUGCCAUUUGAGCGCUGUCUCCGACUUGUUUGUUUUGAAUUACAUUACAGGCUGGAAUGUGAUUGUGGCGGUAGUAUUUUUAUAUUGCCUGGGGGAGCAGCUAAUCACAGUUACAUGCUUCAGAGGAUUUAUAAUUGCGUGGUUUUGUGCGCGCGUGUGUUUUUAACAGCAUUUCAGAAGGUUUAUGAGCGAAGAGUACGCAGGAUUUUUAAAUUUACAAUAAUGGUCUGUGCACCUUCUCUUCGGUUUUAGCUACUUUAAAGACUCUCUUCUCAUUAAGUUUUAGUGCCUUGACUAGUAUGUUCCUUUUUGCAGUUGGUCAUAAUUCACUCCUGGCUUCCGUGCUCUCCUGCAGGCAGACAUCAUUAUAUGUACUGACUUCAUAUCAUUUGGGGGAAUUAUUUGUGCUCGAAAGAACCUGAGAUCUUAUCCUUGUAGAGAACCAUCAGAUUAUUCUGGCUGUCUUACGACCAAUGAGCUCAUGAUAAACCUUUGAGAGUGAAUUUAGUUUGAAUUUAGGGAGAAAAUAAUAAUAAUAAUAAUAAAGGUAAAAGCAUAGAGCCAGAAACAUGUGGCUGUUAUUUCAUCCGAGAGACAAGAACUGCUCAGGAAGCAGAGAGAUAACCAGAAAAUAAGACAGUGUGCAUGUUUUCCCUUUCUGGUUUUAACAGAUGGCUAAGAGGCAUUUCCUAGUUCCUAAGCAGGGCUGAAUGGUUUCAUUUCCAUUUACCACCUUUAAAAUUCUCUUUCCAGUCACUGACAAAAGAGCUUUUGCACGCAGGCAUAGUUUCCUGUGGAAAAAUCGCUGUGGAUCGAUUGCUGUAGUUAGGGAUUAGUGUUGCCACCUCAAGAUGUCAUAGACACCAAAUGUGCAGAAUUCAAAAGCCACGUCCACAUGUCGGUGAGGAGCUAUAGACAUGUACAUAGCAAAACUGUGUGUGUUCAGUGUCUUCCAGCAGGCUCUGCUGUCGUGUAGAACACGGAGGCCCACCUCAAAAGCUUGCUGAACGGACCAAAAAAGAAUCGUACUUUGUGCAUGAGAUAGUUAGGAAGGCAUAGGGCAUAGACAGCCUGUAGAGCCACGUGCCCUGACAAGAGAAAUUGGGGAGAAACUGUCACAUCUAAGCUGCUGGAGUAUCCCAGUUUACUGGGUCCAAUCAGCGAUGAAAAGUCAUGUCAAGAUAUCUUUGCACUUCCCAACUUUUACACUUGAAAUGUGAAGAAAACAGCCAGCGACCCAGAUGUAGGCAAGAUGGCUUGUUUUUCUAAGGACCCUCCCUCCCUAUUUGUAGCCCAGGCUGACUUCAGACUUAAUAUAUAGCUGAGAGUGACCUUCAAUUUCUGACCCUCCUGCCUGUCUAGCGUGCAGGCAUUAUAGGUGAUUGCUACUUUUGCUGGGUUUGUAGGUGCUGGGGAAUCAGUCUCCAGGCUUCAUAAAAUGCUAGGCAAGCACCAGGCAAUUGAGCUACAUCAUAGCCCUUUCUUCAGUUUUGUUUGUUUGUUUGUUUGUUUUUUUGUUUUAAAGUUACGUCAUACGUUCUCUGGGUCCUUUACCCGGAAGCACUUCGGUAUUUAUGCAUAGAGUGCUGCCUCUCCGCAUCGACACUCCCACUCUGUAACUAUUGAUUUGCUUUAAAGGCAAGGCGCAUUGGUGUUCCAGUUCAACCAGUUGGCUCAGGUAACCCUGAGGAGAAUUCCCUCCAGCCCUGUGAAGCUAGCUCCACCCUAGGUCUAGUUCCAAACUAGACCGUUUCGGUCACCUUUCCUGUAUAGGGGACCUUGGACAGGCUGUGAGAGAGCUCUCCCACCCAGCCACACCCUCCUCCACGGACAGUUUUUCGUACCUGCCUUGCCCCUAUCACCACUGCUGCCUUCUAGUUAGCACGCUCUUCUUCAGGGUAACAGAGCGGUCUUUUCGUUUGCUGCUUACUCACCUAGAGGUAGAUAAAGGCCAGCAGACUCUACAGGUGACAUAAAGUUUGCGCACUUGGUUAAGAUGUCUGAUUUAGUCACUGUGGACUUGGCUCUCUCUCUCCCCGUAGCAGUGAGCGAUCAGUCUGUGGG